Molecule: messenger RNA, 3230 nt
Organism: Rubroshorea leprosula
Lineage: Eukaryota; Viridiplantae; Streptophyta; Magnoliopsida; Malvales; Dipterocarpaceae
Source: the annotation of a GenBank genome assembly
AAUCUCUCAUGCUCAAAGAUUCGCACAGAAAACGUGUGGUACAAUGUUAAGCCAUUUCGUCCCAUAGCUAGUCUUUUGAGCCAUCACUUUGUCAUUUCACUCUUCUUUUUCGGUGCAACUUUCUCUUCUCCCUUCUGCUCCCCUACUCUUCCCCAUCUCUCAACCAGCAAUUAAUUUAGUUGUACACUCAAAUCAACCAUGUGAACUUUGUUUUCUUAUUACAGAAAUGCCUCACAUACAAAUGAGAGACCCUGAGGAGAACCAUGUAAUAUCAAGGGAACCUCUAAAGGCUUCCAUGAACCUGAAGAAGUCAUCCCGAAAGAUUCCCAAAAUUGAAGAUAGCUUGGAAGUUAGCAAGAAGGGUGAAGUAAUGAGAAAUGGAAAGAGAAGAGGCAAAGGAAGCAAAGUGGAUCGGUUGCAAGGUACAAAACUUGUGUCUACUCUGAGUUCUGCAACUCCAUGCAAGAACCUUAUGUUCCAUGGGAGGCCUGACUAUGGUCAACUUGGGACCAAGUGUAUGGUUAAAGCCAAUCAUUUUCUUGCUGAGAUACCUGGUUCAGAUUUAAGUCACUAUAGUGUAAAGGUAAAACCAGAAGUUACUUCUCCUAGUGUUAACAAAGCUAUCAUGAACCAGUUGGUUAAACUUCAUAGGAACAGUGACCUGGGGAUGAGGCUUCCUGUUUAUGAUGGGGGAAGAAACCUUUACACUGCUGGAUCACUGCCUUUUACCUCUAAGGAAUUCACGGUAAAGCUGGUUGAUGGGGAUGAAGCAACAGGCAUUGUCAGCAGGGAACAAAUGUUUAAAGUGACCAUUAAGUUUGAAGCAGUUGCUAGCAUGGAACAACUACGCAACCUUCUUUCAGGGAAGCAAGUUGAUUCGCCCCAAGAAGCCAUUAGAAUUAUUGACAUUGUGUUAAGAGAAAUUAUGGCCCAGAGGUACAUACCAGUUGGAAGGUCUCUUUAUUCUUCUAAUAUUAAAAAACCAAUGUCCAUUGGAGGUGGAUUGGAGUCAUGGCGUGGCUUCUACCAGAGUAUAAGACCUACACAGAUGGGGUUGUCACUAAAUAUUGACAUGUCAACAACUACGUUUAUUGAACCACUCCCUGUCAUUGAUUUUGUUGCUCAACUUUUGGGUAAAGAUGUGUAUUCAAGACCAAUGUCAGAUGCAGAUCGCAUUAAGGUUAAAAAGGCCCUUAGAGGUGUCAAAGUUGAAGUGACACAUAGAGGAAAUGUACGCAGAAAGUACCGGGUUUCAGGAUUGACCACUCAGCCUACAAGGGAGCUUAUUUUCCCACUUGAUGAGCACAUGAAUAUGAAAUCAGUUGUUGAGUACUUUCAAGAGAUGUACGGAUACAUGAUUCAAUACAAACACCUUCCUUGCCUUCAAGUAGGAAACCAGAAGAAGGUGAACUAUUUGCCCAUGGAGGCUUGCAAGAUAGUCGAAGGACAGAGAUACACAAAAGGGCUGAAUGAAAAACAGAUCACUUCCCUCUUAAAAGUUUCAUGCCAAAGACCCCAUGACCAAGAAAUGGACAUCUUACAGACAAUGAAUCAAAAUGGUUAUGAUCAAGAUCCUUUUGCCAAGGAGUUUGGCAUCACUAUAGACAACAAGCUUGCAUCAAUAGAGGCCCGUGUUCUUCCGGCUCCAUGGCUGAAAUAUAAUGAUACUGGGAAAGAGAAAGAAUUUCUGCCCCAAGUUGGUCAGUGGAAUAUGAUGAACAAGAAAGUGAUAAAUGGAAGUAUUGUAAGGUAUUGGGCUUGUAUCAACUUCUCACGAAAUGUUCAAGAGAGUAGUGCUCAUGAUUUUUGUCAAGAGUUAGUUCAGAUGUGCCAAAUUUGUGGCAUGGAAUUUAAUCGGGACCCUGUUAUUCCAAUCUAUUCAGCAAGACCAGAUCAAGUGAAGAAGGCACUAAAAUAUGUAUACCAUGCUGCAUCAACCAAACUUGAAGGGAAAGAACUGGAGUUACUUAUUGCCAUUCUUCCAAACAACAAUGGUUCAUUGUAUGGUGAUCUGAAGCGAAUUUGCGAAACAGAUCUUGGAUUGAUUUCUCAGUGUUGCCUAGCAAAACAUGUCUCCAAGAUUAGCAGACAGUACCUAGCAAAUUUGUCACUUAAAAUUAAUGUCAAGAUGGGUGGAAGAAAUACUGUGCUAUUAGAUGCUUUAAGUUGGAGAAUUCCUUUGGUUAGUGACAUACCUACAAUAAUUUUUGGAGCUGAUGUAACUCAUCCAGAGUGUGGAGAGGACUCUGCUCCAUCUAUAGCUGCUGUUGUGGCCUCACAAGACUGGCCAGAAGUUACAAAGUAUGCUGGAUUGGUAUGUGCUCAGCCUCAUAGGCAAGAACUUAUUCAGGAUCUCUUCAAAAGCUGGCAGGACCCUCAACAGGGAACAGUUGCUGGAGGCAUGAUCAGGGAGCUCUUACUUUCAUUUAAGAAGGCUACCGGACAAAAACCACUAAGGAUAAUCUUUUACAGAGAUGGGGUCAGUGAGGGCCAAUUCUAUCAGGUUCUAUUAUAUGAACUCGAUGCCAUUCGUAAGGCUUGUGCAUCACUAGAACCUGGUUAUCAACCUCCAGUAACAUUUAUUGUGGUUCAAAAGAGGCACCACACUAGGCUAUUUCCAAGCAAUCACAAUGACAGAAGCAGCAUCGACAAGAGUGGGAAUAUUUUACCUGGUACCGUGGUGGACUCUAAGAUCUGUCAUCCUACCGAGUUUGACUUCUUUUUAUGCAGUCAUGCAGGAAUCCAGGGGACUAGUCGACCUGCUCAUUAUCAUAUUCUCUGGGAUGAAAAUAAUUUCAGUGCUGAUGAGAUACAAUCUCUGACAAACAACCUCUGCUACACGUAUGCUCGGUGUACGCGAUCAGUUUCAGUAGUGCCCCCGGCUUAUUAUGCUCAUCUAGCAGCCUACCGAGCACGAUUCUACAUCGAACCUGAAGCCUCAGAAAAUGCUAAAGCACGAUGCACACGCACAACCAGUGGAUCCUGUGUCCGCCCUCUACCGGCGUUAAAAGAGAGGGUGAAGAGUGUGAUGUUCUACUGUUAGCGGGGAGAUCAAUUAGCAAAUGGUGCAGUGUCUAAAGCAAAGUGAAAGACCAAAAUCUGUACAGUACAUGCAUGUAGUUUUCGUCCGUAGAAAGGUUAUGCACUGAAAAUUUUGAAAGUGCAACCAAACAGCGUUUCCCCACUGACUGUAACUCUUAACAGAAGGCUAACAAAAGUAGAGUCCCAUU